Ramularia collo-cygni is the source of this 1533-nucleotide messenger RNA. Its product is annotated as related to trichodiene oxygenase cytochrome P450. The transcript is spliced from 3 exons. Gene Ontology annotation, molecular function: heme binding; oxidoreductase activity, acting on paired donors, with incorporation or reduction of molecular oxygen; iron ion binding. Bases 1 to 1533 code for a protein of 510 amino acids. The record is from RefSeq and is a predicted model, not a curated record. NCBI's taxonomy places the organism in Eukaryota, Fungi, Ascomycota, Dothideomycetes, Mycosphaerellales, Mycosphaerellaceae.
AUGCCGACUCCAGUCACGACCCUCCUGAUUGUGACAGUGAUCAUACUGGGUACAAGCUUAGCGGUCGCUGCCUUGGUGGAGUUAUUUCGGCCAGGCAAAGCUCCACAACUGAUCAUUGACCAACUUUCAGUGGUGUUGGACAUAUAUUUGCGAUGGCGAUAUCCCAUAUUGCACAAGACCCGCCGGGUACAGCUUCCGUCCUGCUCGUAUCGGUGGCCAAAUGGUCAGGGAGAUACCGGCAAGUUCAUGGACGGGAUCCAGAACUCUGCCAAGUGGGAAGAACAAUAUGGAAGUGUUUAUAGACUUUGGUCUGGAUUCAGCUCCGAGAUAGUUCUCACCCAGCCUCAUCAGCUACGAAGCAUUUUCAAAGACUCAGACAGGCACGCAAAAGCUCCAGCGAACAACUCCGGCCACUACAUGAACGAACUUCUCGGAAAGUGUGUCGGACUUAUUAGUGGCCGCCAGUGGCGUAGCGUGAGGUCGGUGGUUGAGCCUCCAUUCAGCCAUCAAGCGGUGAUGACCACUGUUACGAUGGUGGAGCAACACGUAGUCCGCCAUUUCAGGUCUCUCAGAGGUGGCGGCAAUCUCAGCCGUGGCCUGAUUCAUCCAGCACAGGACUUGAAGAUGCUACCUUUUUGGGUGGUUUGCGAGAUGUUCUACGGCCCAUUACCAGCAGAUCUUACACAACUCCUCGAAGAACUAGCACCGCUACGAGAGCGCCUCUUCCAAUACGUCGUCGAAGGAGGGCUACAACGUUUCUGGUUAUCACGAUAUCUCCCAACAAAAGCCAAUGCUGACCUGAAAUACUUUCAGCAGCAGUGGAGGUCUUUCAAUGAUGCAGCUCAGCGCCACGCUCUGUCGAGCAAUCCAACAGCACCAAUAGUGAGCAUGUAUGCCGCGGUACAAGCGGGACAGUUGUCGAGCGAACAACUGCUCCAGACACUAGAUGAAUCACUCUAUGCUAACCUCGAUGUUACUACCGGCGGUCUCUCCUGGAACCUCGUCUUCCUCGCUGCCCAUCCGGAGAUUCAAGAAAGCGUAAGAGUUGAGAUCGCCGCUGCUGCAGAUUCUGGCGAGCUCCAUGCAUAUCUUCUGGAUAGCUCGACCUUGCUCGCGGCGUGUAUUAUGGAGUCUAGCCGUCUAAAACCACUGGCGGCGUUCAGUGUGCCCCAGGCAGCACCAACGGACCGCGAAGUUGACGGUUAUAUUAUUCCUGCGGGGACUUCUUUYGUCAUCGAUGCUUACGCGCUGAAUGUUCGAAAUCAGGCCUGGUCUCCGGACAACACAACCUACAGACCCACCCGCUUUGUCGGAGUCCGAAACUCAGACCUUCGAUAUCUCUUCUGGCGAUUUGGAUUCGGAGCCAGACAAUGUAUGGGAAAGCAUGCUGCCGAUCUGAUUAUACGGCAAGCAAUCGUUCAUCUAGUCCAGAACUACGACUUGGCUUUGCAAGAUUCUGCUGCAUGGACACGGGAUCCCAAGACCUGGAUCACACAUCCAGAUUUCGAGUUGUUAUGCACGGAAAGGGAGUGA